AGGGGUUGAUGCUGGAGAGAGCGAGAGGAGGAGAGGAAGGGAAGCUAAAUCCUCACACCGUUAUUAUCAGGACUCACAUACAGCCCUCCUGUGAUGGAGUGAGAUAGAGAGAGAUACAGGAAAAAAAGGGAAAAGAUGGGAGUUCUGAAGGAAACGGAAAGCAGGAUUACUGUGACAGCACACGGCAGAUGAGCGGCGGCACAUCGGAGAGGGAGGAGAGAGGGAGAGGAAACUCCCGUUUGAGGGGAGGGAAGCCAAAGCAGUGCAACAGGAUGAGGACCUGCUAGUGGACAUCUGUCCUCCACCACCAUCCUCCUACAUCUGGAUCAGCUCACAUCCUCACGGGAAAGAGGGCAAAGAGGGGAACCUGAGAGACCAGAAUCUGAUCCCUGCUUCACCAUUUUUUUAUCCCUUUUACUGCGGACUAUCAUCAGAACAACUGGACCCAAAAGUUUUUCCUCCAAAGGUGCAGAAGGAGAUCUGCUGAACUUCCCAUGGAUCUGCUCAGGGAGAGGGAAAAAGGAAAGGAGGCGGAGAGGGGUAGGAAGGAGGAGACGGAGGGGAAGCAUCACCGCUGCUGAAGUGUGAACCGGCGUCUCACUGAAGAGGCUUUUUAUCAUCGCUCAUCUUCUAUCCUCAUCGAACAGCGGGGAGCCUGAGGAUGCAGACUGAGGGCUAAAACACCUCAACACUUUCCUUUACACAUUCUUUGACGUCCUGUCUUCACCUUCACCACCACUGGUGCUCACUGUGACAGAAAAGAAGGAGAGGAGGGCUUUCAUUUCUAAUUUGUGUGGGAGAUCACAUCCAGCUGGUGAAGUCAUACAUCCAACGCUGAGGCUCGGUCUGAACUCCUACAGGUGCUGGGAGGAACGAGGGCAGCAGGUGAAAACAGGAAAACAAAAAAAGGACAUUUUUGGUGGAAAAGCAAAGCCGGGAGGAAACGAUGGAGCAGCAGGAGUUCAGGUCGGGUGACAGCAGAAAGCUCAGGCGGUAGCUCCAACAUGGCCGUUCCCAGAGGACGCCCUCCUCCUCCCUGUCCGUGGCCUCCCCUCUUCCUCCUCUUCCUCCUCCUCCUCCUCCUCCUCCUCCUCACCUCGCCCCUGCAGGCCCGGCCACUCGUCCUCCACCCGUCCAUCAACGUGGCGGUGGUGUUCAGCGGCUCCAGCUACCAGAACGAGGUGAGGGGUCGGCUCAGCGGGGAGAACUUCGUGGACCUGCCGGUGGUGGUGAGCCCGGUGACGGUGCUGGUCAACGACACCAACCCCCGGGACCUCCUGACCCGCCUCUGUGACACCAUGGCCAUGGAGAAGCUGCAUGGGGUGGUGUUUGAGGAUGACGUGGGCUCAGGGGCAGACGCUCAGGUUGCAGAAGUGGCUCAGAUCCUGGACUUCCUCUCCACACAGACAGCUCUGCCCAUCGUAGGCAUCAGUGGCGGUUCUGCAGUCGUCAUUCCAUACAAGGCUGAAGGAUCCUCCUUUCUGCAGAUGGGAGCAUCUCUGGAGCAGCAGGUUGUCUGCAUGUUCAAGAUGAUGGAGGAGUACGACUGGGGGGAGUUUGCGGUGAUCACCAGCAUGCUGCCAGGCUACGACACGUUUGUGGAUAUAGUUCAGUCCUACACAGAUACUUCCUACUUCCUGUGGAAUCUGCAGGACGUCUUGUCCAUGGAAAUGUCUGUCGGGGCAAACGAUGCGAGGACCAAACGUUUGCUGCAGCAGGUGGACUCUCAGGUCCUGCUGGCUUAUUGUUCUCAUGAAGAGGCUCAGUACCUGUUCUCUCAGGCAGCUCAGGUGGGUCUGCUGGGUCCGGGCUACAUCUGGAUCCUCCCCAGUCUGGCCGUGGGCAACCCCGAAAGCCCUCCACCUGUCAGCUUCCCUAUCGGGGUGAUUGGAGUGAUCACGGACCAGUGGAGGAAGAGCCUGAGGCAGAGGGUGAGGGAGGGAGUUGCCAUCGUAGCCAAAGGGGCAGAAGGUUUCAAGAAGCAGUUCGGUUUUAUCCCUGAAGGCCACGGAGACUGCAACAAGCCGGGUAAACACUCCGAAAACAACACUCUGUUCAGACACAUGCUGAACGUGACGUGGGAGAGGAAAGAUCUGUCCUUCAACAACCAGGGCUUCCUCCUGAACCCGUCCAUGGUCAUCAUCGCUUUGGACCGAGAGAGGCUCUGGGACAAGGUGGGGACGUUCGCCCGAGGCAUCCUCCAGGUCCGCUAUCCUAUCUGGCCUCGGUACGGCAGCUUCCUCGAGCAUUUGUCCGACGACCGACACCUGACUGUGGCCACGCUGGAGGAGCAUCCCUUCGUCAUGGUGGAGAACGUGGAUCCUGGAACCGGAACCUGUGUCCGGAACACGGUUCCCUGCAGGAGACAAUCCAACCACACCGAGAGUUUUUUGAGCCAGUCGGAGUCCUACACCAAACUGUGCUGUAAAGGCUUCUGCAUCGACAUCCUGAAGAAGCUGUCCCGCACCAUCAAGUUCUCCUACGACCUCUACCUGGUCACCAACGGGAAACACGGAAAGAUGGUCCGUGGGGUCUGGAACGGAAUGAUUGGAGAGGUUUUGUACAGACGAGCUGACAUGGCCAUCGGUUCUCUCACCAUCAACGAGGAGCGUUCGGAAAUCAUCGACUUCUCCGUUCCGUUCGUAGAAACGGGCAUCAGCGUGAUGGUUGCCCGUAGCAACGGCACCGUAUCCCCGUCUGCAUUUCUGGAGCCGUACAGCCCGGCGGUGUGGGUCAUGAUGUUUGUGAUGUGUCUGACCGUGGUGGCUAUCACCGUCUUUGUGUUCGAGUACUUCAGCCCGGUCGGCUACAACCGCAGCCUGGUGAGCGCCAAAGCUCCAGGCGGUCCGACGUUCACCAUCGGGAAGUCGGUGUGGCUGCUGUGGGGCAUCGUCUUCAACAACUCCGUCCCCAUUGAAAACCCAAAAGGAACCACCAGUAAGAUCAUGGUGCUGGUCUGGGCCUUCUUCGCCGUCAUCUUCCUGGCUUCCUACACCGCCAACCUGGCUGCUUUCAUGAUCCAGGAGCAAUAUAUCGACACGGUGUCUGGACUGUCUGACAAGAAGUUUCAGAAACCCCAGGAGCAUUAUCCUCCUUUUCGCUUCGGGACGGUCCCGAAUGGGAGCACAGAGAGGAACAUCCGGAGCAACUACCCCGACAUGCACACCCACAUGAUGAAGUACAACCAGAAGGGGGUGGAGGAAGCUCUGGAAAGCCUGAAAACCGGGAAGCUGGACGCCUUCAUCUACGACGCUGCUGUUUUAAACUACAUGGCUGGGAAGGAUGAGGGCUGCAAACUGGUGACCAUCGGCAGCGGGAAAGUGUUCGCCACCACCGGAUACGGAAUCGCUCUGGAGAAAGACUCCCGCUGGAAGAGACCCAUUGACCUGGCACUGCUGCAGUUCCUGGGGGACGGAGACACCCAGCGCCUGGAGACGGUCUGGUUGUCGGGAAUCUGCCAGAACGAGAAGAACGAAGUGAUGAGCAGCAAGCUGGACAUCGACAACAUGGCAGGCGUCUUCUACAUGCUUCUGGUGGCGAUGGGCCUCAGCCUGCUGGUGUUUGCCUGGGAACAUCUGCUCUACUGGAAGCUCCGACAUUCCCUACACAAAUCCCAGAAACUGGACUUCCUGUUGGCCAUCAGCAGGGGUAUUUACAGUUGUUUCAACGGAGUGGAGGAUCCUGGCCAUUCCUCCGGUUUGGCCAAACCUGACCUGACCUCCAAUUACGCUCAAGCAAACAUGCUGAAGAUGCUUCGCACUGCCAAAGACCUGGUCUCCACUGCCAAUGUUGAGUGUUCCCUGGACAACGCCACAAAGACCAUCGAGCAGCUGAGCCGUCAUGGUGGUAGCUUGCCUGUUCGUGUGCCACAAGUUUCCACGGAGGCUGUACCGGGAGGGUUUGCUUACAUCACAGAGAACCACUGCUCUCUUCCUCAGCGCUCUCUAACCCCACCUCUGACUACCGUGACGUCUCUGAAGCAGCAGAGAGGCGUGACCAGGCCGACUCCACUGCGAUACACGCUUCCAACACGCUCAGCUUCGUGUCUAUAUGACAGACCGCUUCCUGUGUCCAGCCUCAGCAGCCCGCACCUGGCUGUAGGUGAACCACUCCCUCAUCAGCACCCACAUCACUACCAGACCACCGGGAGACUCUACGUAGACACCCAUCCUCACUCACCCUUCAUCUCCUACACUGACCUCCAGCUGCCCGACAUCUACACCUCACAUCCCGUCUCCUCGCCCCAAAGCCAGCACGUCUAUGCUGGAUUCUCCCGACGAAAAAGGAGGUCCAAGAGUUUUCAGUGUGACGAUGGGGAUAUAGAGAGGAGAAUCCACGGGGACCAAGAAAAGGCCGACAAAAGUCCCGUCUGCCUGAGUGAGCUCAAAGCCAACCACCUCCAAGACAACCACAUCUCUGCCCCGAGCGUGGACAACAUCUACUCCGAGGAGGGGAUAUGUCCUCGAGUGGACAACUACAGCUCCUGGCCUCCAGAGGACCUGGUGCUGAGGGGGAGACGCAGACAUCGCCGCCCAUCAUUUCUUAAAGCAACCUGGGGCAGCGAGCAGAUCCACCAGCUUGAUGAAUCCCAGUCGUCCCUGUCCAGCCAGUCACCUUCCACCCUGCCGGACCUGUUCCCAUGCAUUCUUACUCCGACCACACCAUCCAAGGCCUACAACCCUGCCCAUCUAAGAAACAACCUGUGCCUCCCAAGGAACCAGGCCUACCUCCACAUCAGGGAGGACCAGAGGAAGCCAAAUGGGCGCAAAGGCCAGAGGCUGCGCUACUCCCACUCCGCCCACUUGCCCACAUACGGAGAAGCAGUGCGACACGGGACUGGGUUAGGGCGGGGUAUGGUUCGUAGAGCCACUAGCUUGCUGAGCAGACAGUAUGCCCACUACCUGAACUCCUACCCUGGACUACCCCUCUACCACGGCCCCCUGGACCUGCAGCACCACAGCCAGGCCUCCAGCAGCCACCCCAGCCCCAGCCCGGUGUGCCAGCUGCUGGCUUGUGGUGGUGGGCGAUGUGGGGGCCAGCGGGCCCUGCUGUACCAGGACAGUGUUUAUGGGGCCUACGGGGUCUAUCAGGGGUCCCAGACUGGAUCAGAGGCUCAGGCAGGUCAGGGAGCAGGGGGUCAGCCUAUGGGGAGCCCCUGUGUGCUGCGACCCUGGCGACGGGUGUCCAGUCUGGAAUCAGAAGUCUGAUUGAAACCAUAAGGACCUCUUAAGACGAUACAGAAGACUCUUAAACAUUACCACUGUGGGGAGAGUUUACUGGUUAGAUUAAUGUGGAGAGGUAAAGUUAAGGUUUGAAGUAACUGUUGGUUUUCUGUUUGUGUGGUAAACAACAGAAGUUCAGGUCUCCAGAUGUUCCAGAUGUUUAGGACUGAUGUGAUGCACACCACCGAAGAAGACUGCACUGUUGCCAGUUUACCUUGAGAGAUCUGUGGAAAGUUCCAGGUUUAGCUCACUUGCUGCUUUCCUACGAACAACGCUUGUGUGUUGUCUGUGCUUUAAUGUGCACUAAGAUUCCCAACAGUCCAUGGUGUUGGUGCAUGGUUAAACUAUAACCAGAGGUUUCAUGCUGUGUGUUUGUUGUGUAUAUUUUCUCGUGGAUGGUUGGGAUUCAGUCUUGGGUGUCGUCUAGUGGAUGAACCAUUUACAGACUGGAGAGAAACGGUGGAGGAAUGAGGGAUUGUCUCUUUAAAAUGCACCAAAAACAAGCAGCCACUGUAGCACGAUGUCUGAAGCCAGAUGUGACGUGAAGAGUUUAAUUCCAACACGGGACAUUAAAUAUUAAAACACUUUGACUCGAGAUACAGAAAAGCAGCAGUUUUCUAGAAUGAAAUAAUCAUUUUGAGACAUCUGUUGAUGAAUUUCAGGUACCUUCUUUAAAUAUUUAUAAUGUUUUGGAGCUAAACCCUUCACAUCUUCAUUUAGUGAUGAGUUAGAGGAAGAAGCCGUCCAUAUGAACACAAUCUGCAAAGUGACGACAGUUUGGGACAGCACUGACCAGCACUAGGUGUCUUAAACCAUGGACUCUUGUUCCUCACUGGGUCUCACUGAGGCCUCAGUACAGCACAACAUCACACAGGGCCUCACCUUAAAUCAAUUCUGUAUUCUAAGUACUAUAUCAAUAUAGAGAAACGUGUUAUUUCAGGCUUGUUAGUGUCAUAUUCAUGUAUUCUACAUAUAAGAAUUUAUAGUCACUGUUUUUCUAAACACAUUUCUGGCACACUGAGUUUUUCUUUUUGUAAAACUGUUGCUGAUUUACUGAAACAUUUGUUAUUACCGUAUUAAUUCUCUUAGUUGGCCUAUAUAAAGAUUUUCAUCACUCUCUGUUUUCCACUCUUUUAUAUUCCCUCAUCAUCCCUCUUUUCCCGUCUCUAACUGUUUAAUGAUCAAAUUUAAAUGAGGUAAUUGAAAGCUAUUCUAGUAUCUAUAUUACCUGGUUCCCUCACCCUGUACUUAAUCACUUAGACCAAUUAAAGAGCAUUUUUGGAAGAA
Molecule: messenger RNA, 6509 nt
Organism: Acanthochromis polyacanthus (spiny chromis)
Lineage: Eukaryota; Metazoa; Chordata; Actinopteri; Pomacentridae
Product: glutamate receptor ionotropic, NMDA 2C-like
Exons: 16
Coding region: 1005-5207 (1400 amino acids)
Biological process (GO): long-term synaptic potentiation; excitatory postsynaptic potential; monoatomic ion transport
Cellular component (GO): postsynaptic density membrane; NMDA selective glutamate receptor complex; postsynaptic membrane
Molecular function (GO): NMDA glutamate receptor activity; transmitter-gated monoatomic ion channel activity involved in regulation of postsynaptic membrane potential
Source: RefSeq, a predicted model, not a curated record